AUGAAAAAAUCCUUUGAUGAUAAAGUAGAUAAAGCUUUGCACGUGUGGUUUUUGCAGAAACGCUCAUCUGGUCAUCCCAUUUCUGGACCCUUAUUAUGUGAGAAGGCACUAUUUUUCAACGAAAAGUUGAAUGGAGAAAAUACUAAUACAUUUCAAGCAAGCUCUGGGUGGCUUAGAAAUUUUAAGCUACGGCAUGGUAUACGCGAAAUCGGAUUGCAUGGUGAAAAAUUAUCUGCAUCUACAGAGUCUGCUACGAAAUUCGUAAAAGAAUUUAUUGAAUUUGUAAAAUCAGAAAAAUACGAAGAAGAAUUUAUUUACAAUGCAGAUGAGACCGGCCUGUUUUGGAGAUCUUUACCCCGAAAAACAUUAGCAUCUGGGUUCGAAAAAAGUGCUUCUGGAACUAAAUUAAACAAAGAAAGAAUCACAGUUCUUAAUUGCGCAAAUGCAACCGGUAACCAUCGAAUACCAUUGUUCGUGAUAGGACAUUCAAAGAAGCCUCGAUGUUUUAAUAAUUGGAAAAAUCUGCCUGUAAUUUACACUUCUCAAAGGAAGGCUUGGAUGACAUCAGAAGGUUUCAUUGAUUGGUAUGAUCACACAUUCAUUCCUAAAGUUAAGACACAUCAAGAAGAUAUGAAGAAAGAGGGCAGAGUACUCCUACUUCUUGAUAAUGCACCUUCACAUCCGUGUGCAGAUACCCUUGAACGGGAAAAUGGGAAGUUCCGAGUAAAGUUUUUGCCACCUAAUGUUACAUCACUGAUGCAACCCAUGGAUCAGAGUGUAAUAGAGACAUUUAAGCGCUUUUAUAGAAAGUAA
Molecule: messenger RNA, 813 nt
Organism: Uloborus diversus
Lineage: Eukaryota; Metazoa; Arthropoda; Arachnida; Araneae; Uloboridae
Product: jerky protein homolog-like
Exons: 1
Coding region: 1-813 (270 amino acids)
Cellular component (GO): nucleus
Molecular function (GO): DNA binding
Source: RefSeq, a predicted model, not a curated record